Molecule: messenger RNA, 2158 nt
Organism: Sesamum indicum (sesame)
Lineage: Eukaryota; Viridiplantae; Streptophyta; Magnoliopsida; Lamiales; Pedaliaceae
Product: taxadiene 5-alpha-hydroxylase
Biological process (GO): sterol metabolic process
Molecular function (GO): oxidoreductase activity, acting on paired donors, with incorporation or reduction of molecular oxygen; heme binding; iron ion binding
Source: RefSeq, a predicted model, not a curated record
GGGUUUUUUUUUUUUUUUUUUUUUUUUUAUUGGGUGGGGGGUGGAAUUACUCUAUGUAACUUCUCUUGAGAUUUUACAUAGUGCUCUAUGACUUUUCUUGAUUUCCAGCCUCUACUUAAUGCAUAUUGACCACAGACGAACGGGCUUCACUGAAUUUUCCACUCUGCAACCCCUGGAUUUUCUGGGCAUUGUUUUAGCUGGUGUUAUCAUCUAAGUCCAAAAUGAACAUAUGAUCUAAUCGUAAACUCAAUCAAGACAAGAUUAAAAAUGCAGUAACAGACAAAACGAUUCUCAUACAUCAAGACAAGAUCUUAUUGCAGUAACUCAGUCAAAACGUUUCUCAUAUAUCAAGACAAGAUUCCAUUGCAGUAACUCAGGAAAAACGUUUCUUACAUAUAGAACUGUAAACCAAUCAGGCACACAAGCCCCGUUGACCAAAAGCUCCAGGUAGAAGAACCUGAGCCUUCAGCACCUUCAUCUCUCUCUAUCUUGAAGUCAUGAACAUUCUCUUCCUCCUUUCCCUCUUCCUGUUUCCUAUCUUUUAUCUCCUUAUUAUUAGGAGAAGACGACUACUAUUGAAACGGUUGCCCCCUGGAUCAUUAGGAAUACCAGUUAUAGGCCAGAGCCUUGGCUUUCUCUGGGCAAUGAGGGCUAACACGGCUGAAAAAUGGUUUGCAGAAAGAGCUAAAAGAUAUGGUCCAAUCUCGAAGAUGAGUCUCUUUGGAAAACCAACUGUUUUCAUCCAUGGACAGGCUGCCAACAAACUUGUGUUCUCAAGUGAUGGCAGCAACAUGAGCAACCAUCAGACGGAAUCUAUGAAGAGGAUACUUGGUGACCGCAGCCUGGUGGAACUCAGUGGCGAAGAACAUAUGCGUGUCAGAAAAGCUCUUGCUUCGUUCCUCAAGGCAGAUAGCUUAAAGAUCUAUGUUGGAAAGAUGGACGAAGAAAUCAGGUUGCAUCUUCUAAUGCAUUGGCAAGGGAAACAGAAAGUUACGGUUUUACCACUGAUGAAGACGCUGACGUUCAACAUAAUUUGCUCCCUUCUUUUUGGUGUUGAAAGAGGAGCAAGACGAGACUCACUUAUUCAGUAUUUUCAACACAUAAUGGCAGGGGUGUGGUCGUUCCCGGUUAAUCUGCCGUUCACGCGCUUCAACCGCAGCCUCAAGGCCAGUGCUGAGAUUCAGAGAAUAUUGAAACAGCUUAUAAGUGAGAAAAGGAUUGAACUUGAAAAUGGGGCCUCGUCUCAUCAAGAUCUCAUUACCUGCUUGCUCAGCAUUCGUGGGGAAGAUGAUCAAGAAUUGAUGUCUGAGGAUGAGAUCGUACAAAAUGUUAUGCUUAUUAUGAUUGGUGGAUAUGAUACAUCCUCAGUUUUAAUUACUUUUAUUAUCCAAAUUCUGGCAAAUGAUCCAAAUAUACAUGCAGCCGUUCUAACAGAACAAGAGGAGAUUAAAAAGAGCAAGCCCUCUGGAGAGCUGUUGAAAUGGGAAGAUCUUGCCAAGAUGAAGUACACAUGGAGAGUAGCAAUGGAGAUUCUUCGAACGAUUCCUCCUACAUUUGGAGGCUUCAGAAAGGCAUUAGAGGACAUUGAGUUUGAAGGAUACAUAAUACCAAAAGGAUGGCAAAUAUUCUGGGUCACUAGCAUGACUCACCUGGAUGAUACCAUUUUCCCAGAACCAUCAAAAUUUGAUCCAGCCAGGUUUGAGAGUCCAGAAUCUAUACCACCUUACUGUUACAUUCCAUUUGGAGGGGGAGCUCGUAUUUGUCCCGGAUAUGAGUUUGCAAAGAUGGAAACUCUUGCGACGAUUCAUUAUCUGGUUACUCAGUUUACAUGGCAACUCUGCUGCAAGGAUAACGGCUACCAAAGGCAUCCUCUGCCAGAACCCAAUCAAGGACUUCCAAUUGAAAUUAUACCGAAGGAAGUGGUGUGAUCUAGAUACUGUGACACUUGAACAUAAAAGUGGCCUAUUGAGGCAUAUUUGCGCAUUCCCUCUGAAUAUGCAAUUCCAAUACCAAAAUGGAAGUACUUCCUGUGGGCAGUCUAGCUAUUUGAUAUGGCUAACUAACUAAUAAGAAUGUUGUACUUGGCCAAGUUCUUCCUCAACAGAGUUCUUUAUUUACCUUUUCCUGAGAUGCUAUAGCAAGAUUUCUUCACCUUAAA